This is a messenger RNA of Harmonia axyridis, 2109 nucleotides long. RefSeq names its product U4/U6 small nuclear ribonucleoprotein Prp3 (gene Prp3). The record is from RefSeq and is a predicted model, not a curated record. The transcript has 6 exons. Gene Ontology annotation, biological process: mRNA splicing, via spliceosome. The coding region runs from base 114 to 2021 and encodes 635 amino acids. Gene Ontology annotation, cellular component: U4/U6 x U5 tri-snRNP complex. Lineage: Eukaryota; Metazoa; Arthropoda; Insecta; Coleoptera; Coccinellidae.
ACCUAACCUUUAAAACAAACGUAAAUUUUCGAUUGAUGAUUUUGUUGGCAUUCUGUUGAUAAUCGAUCAACGUACAACAAAAAAGGAAACAUAAUUUUAUUUACAUUUCAGCAAUGUCUCAUUUAAGUAGGAGAGAUAUUGAUGAUUUACGACCUUCUAUAGAUAGAGCUGUGUAUAAAAUUCUUGGAGAAAAGGAUUCUUCAUUGGUCAGUACCGCAGUACAUUGUUUAAACUCAGGGUAUGAUAAACGCAAAACUAUUGAUAAACUUUCAUCUUAUGUUGAUAGCAAAAAAGCGUUGAAACUAGGGGAUAAAAUAUUUGAUUUAGUAGAAGAUUUGAGAUCAUCAUAUAGCUCGAAGAAACGAUCUAGAGAUGAUACAACAGAAAGAGAGUCCAAGAAGAGCAAGUCGUCUAGUUCUAGAUAUGAUGAAAGGGAGAGAGGAAGAGAAAGGGAAAGUAGAUUUGACUCGGAUCAGUCUCGUUAUAAAGAAAGGGACAAUGGGGACAAGAAAAACGGUGAUCAGAAGAAAAUUUUGGAUUUGACACCGAAGACCAAUGUCAAUAUAUCGAAUAUAGCUAUUCCAACACCAAGUAUUUAUGGAAUUCCUAUGGGACUCUUGAAUAGAGGUGAAGCAGACAAGGCGAGAAAAAUUGCUCAACUUCAAGCCCAAAUAAAAAAUAAACUGUCUUCAGGAAUUUUAGGGAGUGUUAUUCAAAUUCCAGUUCCCUCUAAUAAACCUACACCUCUCAUUCUAGAUGAAGAGGGGCGAACUGUUGAUAAAUCAGGUAAAGCUAUUCAAUUGACUCAUGUUGUACCUACCUUGAAAGCAAAUAUAAGAGCUCAAAAAAGAGAACAAUUUAAUAAAUCUCAAAGCCAUGACAAGGUCCAAGAAGAUAGUGGAGAAAGUAGAUUUAUUGAUAGUCGACUUAGUGUUAAGCCAGCUUUACGUACAAAACGUGCCUUGAGGUUUCAUGAACCAGGUAAAUUCCAACAGAUGGCUGAAAGACUUAGAAUGAAAGCACAACUUGAAAAAUUGCAAAAUGAAAUCUCACAAAUAGCAAAGAAAACUGGUAUAUCAUCAGCUACAAAAUUAGCUUUGAUUGCUAAAUCGGAAGGGGUAAGUGAAGAUAUCCCUCAAAUGGAGUGGUGGGAUUCAGUUAUUUUGGAAGAUAAUCUAGAUACAAUGAAGGAUGACAAAAUAGCCAUAAAGGAUAUAGCAAUUAAUACUUUGGUAGAACAUCCAACACAGAUGCGAUGUCCAACUGAUCCUAUCAAACCAGUAUAUAUGCCAGUUUUCUUGACUAAGAAGGAAAGAAAGAAGUUGCGUAGACAGAAUAGGAGAGAAAUGUGGAAAGAAGAACAAGAGAAAAUUAGAUUGGGUUUGGAACCUCCACCAGAACCGAAAUUACGUAUUUCAAAUCUGAUGCGAGCUUUAGGAACCGAAGCUGUACAAGAUCCAACAAAAAUUGAAGCGCAUGUUAGGGAACAAAUGGCUAAAAGGCAAAAGGCUCAUGAGGAGGCUAAUAACCAACGAAAGCUGACCACUGAACAAAGGCGAGAAAAGAAGGUGAAAAAAUUGAAAGAAGAUACAACUCUUGGAGUUCAAGUUUCUGUUUAUAGAAUUAAAGAUCUACAUGAACUAGCUUCCAAAAAGUUCAAGGUUGAAACUAAUGCUAAACAACUUUUUAUGACUGGCACUGUAAUGCUCUAUCCAGAUUGUUGUGUUGUUGUUGUUGAAGGGGGACCCAAACAACAAAAGAAAUAUAAGAGGUUGAUGUUGAAUCGUAUAAAAUGGGAGGAAGAUAUGGUGAAAGAUCCUGAUGGUAACGAAGUCCCUAAUAAAUGUGUUCUUGUCUGGGAAGGAACAAGUAAGCAAAGAAACUUUGGUGAGAUGAAGUUCAAAGUAUGUCCUACAGAAAGGAUGGCCAGGGAACAUUUCAAAAAACAUAAAGUAGAACAUUAUUGGGAUCUGUCCUACAGUGGAGCGGUGUUAGAGCAAGCAAAUGAUACGAUUGUGUAAUUUUAUUGAAUCAUUUAUUCGAUUUGAGUAAUCCUGUAAAUAAUUAAACAUAUGAAAUUUUAAAGAAGUAAAUUAUCUAGAACUACAA